Molecule: messenger RNA, 850 nt
Organism: Branchiostoma floridae (Florida lancelet)
Lineage: Eukaryota; Metazoa; Chordata; Leptocardii; Amphioxiformes; Branchiostomatidae
Product: COMM domain-containing protein 2-like
Exons: 6
Coding region: 116-715 (199 amino acids)
Source: RefSeq, a predicted model, not a curated record
AAAUUGGCACGUGCAGUCACAGGACUUCCGGGUUCAUCUGGGGGGGAGUUGUUUCUGUUGUUUGUAGCUUUUCGUGAGGAUUUUGCUGAAUUCGUGGUGAUUAGACCUCCAAACCAUGCUUCUGGUGUUAGCAGACGAGCAUAAGGAGCAUCUAGGCUUCUUGAAUGAAGUUGAUGUAGAAGUUGUCCGUGAAUUCUGCAGAAUAGCCAUGGAGUUCAUCAGGUCCGGACCUAAUCCUAAACUCUACCAGUCAGCCGCACAAAAACUUUCAGUUGCAUCAGAAACAGUACAGCAUGGGGUGGAAGGACUGAUGUUCUUACUGACGGAGGCAGCAAGGUACAUGAUAUCUGAGAUAGAUUUCCAGGACUCCAUCAUGACCCUGGGGUUCAGUGAGGAUCUGCGCUCCCUGCUGUUACAGCUGUACCUGGACAACAGGACAGAGAUCAGGACCAUCCUGUCUGAGAUGAGCAUGGACCUUCCUCACUAUCACAACCUGGAGUGGAGGCUGGAGGUCACGGUUGCCAGCAGGACUCUGAGACAUCAAGUCACUCCUAGGCUUAUGAUGAAACUGCACACCCAAGACUCAGGUGAAAAGGAUGUCCAGGUGCUGCAGACGGACCCUGUAAACCUGCUGCACAUGACACGGGUGCUAGAGGGCGCUCUGGCAGAGAUGAAGUCCACACACUGUAGACGGAUCGUCAGGAACAUCAAAUAAGUCUCCAGCUCAAACUUUAAUCAGAAAGCGUCAUUAUUGAAACAAUAAAUUUUACAUAUUAAAGAAUGUGUCCUUUUUGAGGCUGGUGUCUCAAAGUUAAGCCCUCAAUAAAGUCAGUGACUGUUUAAUUCUUCA